AUGUGUAUAAAUACUGGCACUUGGACACCGUUUCAAACUUUGUGGCCCCGGGAUUCAAAUUCACGAAGUAAACAAAUGACUUCCUUGGCCGAUGAUAAAGAAGUGAGGACAAAGGAAGAAGUUGAGGAUAUCACCACUGAGGAUGAGCCCGAAAUAUCAGAAGAACACAAACAGUAUCUCAUUGCCAAACAUGGAACCUACAAUUUGGUCCCAUUGCCAUCAAUGAACGAUGAUGACCCGUUGAACUGGUCGAACGGAAUGAAGCAUUUGCAGUUGGGUAUGGUUGCUUUUCAUGGGUUUAUGACUACAUUUUUAACUACCGGUAUGGUGCCAGUUGCCGGAGUGUACUCGGAGAAGUAUAAUAUGCCAACUUCACGUAUUGCCUACUUGAUAUCUGUUCAGAUUUUACUAGUGGGGGUGUUUCCCCUAAUAUGGGUACCCUUGAUGGAACGGUAUGGGAAACGUUUAUUAUUAAUUAUUUCCACACUUGGAACCAUGUGUUUUUCAUUAGGAAGCGUGUUUAGUAACACUUAUGGCACUAUGAUGGCAAUGAGGGUGCUACAAGCAGUAUUGAUCUCCCCUGGUAUAGCGGUUGGCGGUUCAAUUGUGAAUGAAACAACUUUCAGCCACCAAAGAGGUUCCAGGAGUGGUGUUUGGGCCAUUUCGGUUAAUUUAGGUACAAUGGUGGGUGCCUUUUUGAUGGGGUUUGUGGCACAGUACCAAGACGCCAAAUACAUUCAUGUGGUGUUUACCUUGAUCAAUUUUGGACAGGCCGUUUGUUAUUUCUUCUUUGGCAAAGAGUCCCUGUAUAACCAUAAUGAUUUGUCUAGAAACGAAUCGAAUCGGUUCAAACAAUUACGAUUCAAGGCUAUUUUUCCCGAAAAUCACAUUACAAUACAGAAGAUAAUCUAUCCAGGAAUCUUCUUUUCCAACUUGAGAAUUUUCAUUCCAACUUUUGCCUACUCCGUUUGUUUUCUCCAAGCCAAUAUUGCUUUGAAUAUUGAAAUCCCCGAGGUUAUGGUUGGAAAAUUUGCGUUAGGUCCACAAGCAUUGGGAUUGCAGUUCCUUUCUUUCAUAAUUGGUACCGCAAUUGGUGAAGUUGGAGGAUACAUGUCGGACAAGCUAGUUGCCUGGGGUCAGGGAAGAGGUAGAGGACCAUCAUUCAGGUUAUGGUUGACAUAUCCGGGGUUCGCUGCUUGUAUUAUUGGGUUAGUUGUGUUUGGCGUUCAAAUUGAUGCAGCCAACACAUGGAAUGUGACACCUUUAAUCGGUUGUGCUUUAGCUGCAUUUGGUUUGCAAAUAAUGACUUCACCAAUUAUUGCUUAUUGUAUUGAUAUGGAUCAUAAACAAGCGGGAGCAAUCGUCUUAUUUAUUACUGCUGUUAGACAAACGCUUGCUUUUAUUGGUCCGUUCUAUUUCCCAGUCAUGUAUUCGAAUUUGGGAUUCACUGUUUCCUAUGGCAUAAUGGCUGCUCUUAUUGGUGGAUUAUCCUUUAUCCCUACGUUGGUUUUACAUAUUACGGCUGCAAGAAAUGGAAAGUAA
Molecule: messenger RNA, 1542 nt
Organism: Lodderomyces margitis
Lineage: Eukaryota; Fungi; Ascomycota; Pichiomycetes; Serinales; Debaryomycetaceae
Exons: 1
Coding region: 1-1542 (513 amino acids)
Biological process (GO): transmembrane transport
Molecular function (GO): transmembrane transporter activity
Source: RefSeq, a predicted model, not a curated record